ACCGAACGUUCUUCAAAAAUAAUGACGUCAUCACCCUGAAAACAAUCUGGUCAGUGUUGGGUUGAGCCACAUGAUUUGCUUUGCUGGGUCGCCGCCAUCUGUCGCCGCCGUCUGGCUCAGGAUCUUGCAGCAGUCAGGUGACGUUAUCAAUCAAUGCAUGCCCCGCCCACUCAGAGGAUUAGCUCACGAGGAACAAAAUGGAAAUUAAAGCUCCAAUAUGUAACAAGCCUACCUCAUCUUGCGUGUGCAUGCGUGCGGGAGGGCGGGGAGGGAAGGGGAAGAGAGGACACAUUUGGACUCAAGAGAGAGCAGCCGUGCUUUUUCUUGCCGCGCCUCUACCUCCUCCUCCUCUUUUUCUCCUCCAUGCUGGGGAGGAGAGUGUGUGUGGCGGCCAUGGCAAAGGCGCGUGUGUCGUUGGAGUUCUCUGAGGCGGAGGACCGCAGCAUCCGGCUGGGAUUGUUCCUGAUGGCGUGCGGGGUGUUGAGUCUCUUCAUUCUGGGUUUCUGUUGGAUCAGCCCGGCGCUGCACAGCCUCAACAGCAAGAGCGCCAAUUGCACUGUGGUGUCAGUGUUGCGUCCGGAGGAGACAUUCGCGUGCGUGUUCACCUGUGGCGCGGCCUGCAAGGGCACGUCGUUGUAUCCUUGCCUGCAGGUCUUCGUCAACAACUCCGAGUCUUCUUCUUUAGCUCUGUUGCACUUUGACGAGCAGCAGCUGGUUCUCAACCCCAAGUGUUCGUACGUCCCGCCGUGUGAGCGUGACAACCAGAAGAACCGCGAGAGCGUCCUCCGGUGGGAGGAGUACUUCAACCGGCAGCUGGCGGGUCAGAGCUUCACCUGCUUUUUCAACCAGCACAGGAGGCCCGACGACGUGCUGUGGCGGCGCUCGCAGGACGCCGUCGUGCUGCUGCACUGCUUCCUGUGGCCCACGGCGUCGCUGUUCCUGGGCGCGCUCAUCGUGCUGCUGACGGUGUGCGCGCGCACCCUCGCCGCGCGCGCCGAGGCGCUCCAGAAGAGGAAGUGCUCCUACCGCUCGUGCAGGGAAGCGGCGACGGCCCGCUGCUUUGGCCAGACUGUGGACACGAACUUUGACCCCGAGCUGCUGUUGUCAUCCAGUCCGCUGUUCUCCGUGCGGCGCCGCGAGCGAGAACAUUGAGGGGAUGAUUGUCCACCUGCCGGACCUCAAAGACGGAGUGUCACAUGAUCUUUUUCCCUCACUUCCUGUUCUUAAGGGUUGUCCAUUUUGGACGCCGCAUGUAGCGCUUCACAGUUUGAAUGUUUCAACUCAGGUCCUGUUUGUCUGUCUGUGGCUCCGCCCUCUUUCUGCACCACGUGACCCUGGUAGCCGCUUGCAGUGCCUAAUACACCUUUGAAUAAAAGUGUUUAUCAGUCGUCUGUGCAGGGGUGAGGGGGCGGGGCUUAGAUUGGAUGUUUUUCAAGUGCACAUGUACACACACACACACACAAAGGUAAUCAUUGGACGUCAAUAAUGAGGUACAUUUUUACUAAAAUAGUGCAAAGUUUACAUUUGCAGCGAGGCUUAUGGAAGCCUCCGGAGAGUAUUUACAUCGCUUCACUUUGUCCACAUUUUGUUUUGUUACAUCCUUAGACAAAAAAAUCAACAAUUUCCUUUUUGUCCUCAAAAUUCCACACACAAUACCACGUAAUGACAACGUGAAAAUGUUCACAUGUGAAUUAAGCAGAGGUGGGUAGUAACGCGCUACAUUUACUCCGUUACAUCUACUUGAGUAACUUUUGGGAUAAAUUGUACUUCUAAGAGUAGUUUUAAUGCAACUUACUUUUACUUUUACUUAAGUAUAUUUAUAGAGAAGAAACGCUACUUUUACUCCGCUACUUUUAUCUACAUUCAGCUCGCUACUCGCUACUAAUUUUUAUCGAUCUGU
Messenger RNA from Nerophis lumbriciformis (worm pipefish), 1900 nucleotides. RefSeq names its product calcium-activated potassium channel subunit beta-4-like. The record is from RefSeq and is a predicted model, not a curated record. Gene Ontology annotation, molecular function: calcium-activated potassium channel activity; potassium channel regulator activity. Lineage: Eukaryota; Metazoa; Chordata; Actinopteri; Syngnathiformes; Syngnathidae. Gene Ontology annotation, biological process: detection of calcium ion; potassium ion transport. Gene Ontology annotation, cellular component: membrane; voltage-gated potassium channel complex.